UUUUAAAAUAAUAUAAUGUGAUUUAUUCAUUUGAGAAAUAAAUAUAUAGCUGAGAUUCCCAUGAAUUUAAAUAUAAACACUUAUUGUAUUAAUUUCCUACUGUGAGUAAUCUUUUCAAGAGAAUGUGUAAUAAUAUAUGUUCUGAAAUCACUUCACUCGACAACGAAAAUAAACCUGCUAUUCCUUGUAUUUCAAUUUGUGAUUUGGUAUUAUUUUAAUGGUUGUCUUUAUAUCUACAGUAUAACUUUCUCUCAGUCAGCAUGACUUCUGAAACGUAGUGGGAAUGUCCAAGUGCAGGAUCAACCAAGCAGAAAUCAGCAGACAGAUAUUAUAUUCCCUACAAUUUCAUCUGCAGUGUACAGAUCGUGUUUCCACCAGACCUGCGUCUUGUUCCGCUCUUGCUUUCCCGCUAAUCUCUGGAUCUCUUCGAGAUGUCAGGCUGUAAUUAAACAUUCCCUUUGUUACCGCGGUCUAACCUGAGCUGUGCUCUGAGCUAGACGGACCCAGAGAUCUGCCACAAUACCCACCGCACUGUUUCCAGCAAAUCACAUGACGAUGAGCUACUCUGAAGAAAAUGGGUAGGAAUGAGCAUAUAUAGCUGCUUUUUUGCCACCUACACAGUCUGUCUCUCAAACACGCUUAUUUACACAAGAGUGAGCGUGCUCUGCUUCUACCUGAUAUGCCUGAGCUGUAAAGGUAAAGCCUUUAUUAUCUCGGCAGGCAGCAGAAGGUGUCACCUUCAUCGGACCUGACACACAUGCUACUCAAACCAUGGGAGACAAGAUCAGGGGCAAAUUAAUCGCCAAGAUGCCAAGGUCAGUGUCGUGCCCCCAUACGCGUGGGCUGGUCAAGGUGAGCAGCAGACACACGUCUAUUCUUUCAGCCACCUCAAAUGACUCAUCUCACGUCUGUCGUACUGUCAUGAGGGCAUCAGGACUGAUGUGUGUGUUUAUAAAGACUAGGUGUUGUCAGUUAGCUGUCAGCUCUGGGAAUAACAGAUUAGGCCUUUUUUGAUGCGUUGCCACUGUGGCAAAUUCUUACCUCCCUUGGAAUGCGAUCCAGGAACUCGUUGUUUGUGGAUGGAAAUGUGUGCGUGUGGUUGGAAGGGCCGUUGCUAAUGAGGGAUGUUUUGAAAACAUUUAAAGCCCUAAUGAUGCUGCUCCAAGAGUAAAGCCUCUUCCGGGGGCUGUGAUUUAAGAUGGUUUGAGGCUGUGGAAAAAUUGUUUCACCCAAUUUAAUUCUUGCGUUCCUGUUGUUAAAAUAUUGGGGUUAGAGGCUAACACAAAGAUGAGGAGGUGAAGGACCCUGCCGCAUGCGUGUGUUUUUAAAGUAAAGAGUAUUAAAGCUCCUUCAAUAGCAGCUCUGCGAGUUCUCAGUUCUCCAUUUUGUCUCGAGAGCACUUAAUUGUCUGCAUUUGGCAAGUUUAACACUUCCUGACUUGAGUGGCCUCACUUGAAUGUCUUUGCAUAGCUUUUGGGGACAAAAGAAAGGCCUAGAUGCAGAACAAACACACACACACACACACACACACACACACACACACACACACACACACACACACACACAAGCAUGCAAAUAUAUUAAAAAUCCAUAGUGACCGAAUGAAACAUGCCAAGAGAAAAUUUCCCACCGAGAAAUUUUGAGAUUUUAGCUGCGCCUAGUUCUGUCCGCCAGCCAAUUUUCCAUCAGGAAUCUCUCAUUAGCAGAUGUUUUUGGCCACAACACACACACACACCUCAGUGUGAUCUGGUGAACCCUAAAUUUAACAAGCGCUUACCAGAGCAGACGAGUUAAUGAAAGGAAAUGACCUUUUCUGCCAAUUUCCCCCUUCCAUUCAGGUGCUUUUUUAUGUCACAAUUUAAAAUGACAGAUACUUUUAUUUUGUACAAAAAAAAAAAACUGAUAAAUCUUUCCAAUGUUUUAUUAUUUCUGGGAAGCGCAUGAGUCAGGUAUUAACUGCAGUCAGAUGGCCACAUCUAUAUCUUGCUUGACCUGGUUUCCAAGACUUAUUGCCGACUUUAAGGUUUCUGAGGUGUCUGAUACUGGAAUGUAAGUUUUAAUUUCACUUUCAUGAACCUCAUUUUUUAUCAUUACAGCUUUUGAGUUGCUAAUAUAUUGAAUAAUUGUCCUCGAAUGAUUACUGUUCACAGUCUCAGUGUCCAUUCGCAACUAAAACUGCAAUCUGUUUGCUUAGUCAUUUUAGAAGACGGCGAUACAGGAUGAAGUUUAUUUACACCGCUGUCAUCUGUUCCCUGCAUAGCAACAAAGCCGAUGAUUUCCACAUAAGAGCAGUGGGGAGACUUGGGUAGACGGCCCCUUCAGAGCCCGCUGAAGUGAAGCCGUAGUUGGGUAUGUUGGCUGGUCUCGCCCGGCCGCCCCACAGCAGGUUUGAAGCCUCUUCUAUCUUUGCCUCAAAUCAAUAGAAGAGCUGCUCCCCCUGCUGCCUGUCUCACGCUACAACUUCCUCUUCCCUCACCUCUUCCAAUGGCACACAUCACCCUUCACAUUUCCUCUCCUUUUAUCCCCAUUUCUCUCUCUCUCUCUCUGCAGUGAAGCAGUCAGGAUGGUACCCGUUUGGCAGUGGCUGACAUGAGGUCUAUCAAGGAGGCCUGUUAGGCUAGUGGCAAGACGGAAACCCAUCUGGGAGGCCUUUUCCUAUGGAUGCAGGAGCUGUGCUGCUUCGCCCUCGACAAGCCAAGCAGAACAACUGGGGGACUUACGACGGACUGAGAAGGGGCCCAUGGAUGGAUUCCAAAGAGGUUAAUGCCACAACACUGCUAUGAGCCACGGCUAUACUUGGGACACCAGAUGAAAACGACAAGGCGGGAAGAUUUGGGAGGAGGCCAAGAUCAUCUGUUUACCCCCAAGGGCAGGGUCAAGAUGAAAGCCUUUAAGUGAAAAUGUCUCUCAGGGGCCGUCAAGGGCCUCCUAAACUGGAGCGACUGGAGUCUGUCAUGAGCCAGUUCUCUGGCAGCUUGGACCAAGAUGACCUACAAGACGACCCAGAGGAGCUGGACUUAAGUGGCCAUACUGACCUCUGUGGAGAACCAAGGAACAUAUCCUUUCAAGCAAUAUACAGCUUUCUUCCAUUCAAGUCCCUGGAUGGUGUUAUAUUUCUUGAAGAAGUGCCAAUCCAAGUACAAGUGACAGAGGUGGAGCGAUUCACAUCUACAAGGGUGCUGAAUCCCAACCUGUAUACGAUAGAGUUGAGCCAUGGAGAUUUCAAGUGGAAAAUCAAGCGUCGUUUUAAGCACUUCCAGGCACUUCAUCAGGAGCUGCUCAAAUUCAGGGCCCUCUUAAAAAUCCCCCUGCCAAGCCGAAUUUACUCAGUCAAAAGGAGGUCAUUUAAAGGCCAUAAACUGUUUCAUGGAGAACACAUCCCAACAUUACCACGAAGACCUGAUGCCCUCGUCAAGGAGGAACAGCUCAUCAGCAGAAAACUGCAACUUGAGGAUUAUCUGAGGAAUAUAUUGAAAAGGCAUUUAUACAGGACACAUCCUGCAACUCUUGAAUUUCUGGAAGUGAGUCAAAUCUCAUUUAUUCAGGAUCUCGGACCAAAAGGAAUUGAAGGUCUGAUCUUAAAGAAAUCAGGAGGAAACACAUUCCCUGUGUGUUACUGGUGCGGAUCCAACAGCGUCUGUUACCGGUGGUCCAAAAGAUGGCUGGUGGUAAAAGACUCCUUUGUUCUCUACAUGAGGCCAGAGGAUGGCCAAGUAGGCACCGUGAUUCUUUACGAUAAGGGAUUUCACAUCAAAAUAGGGACCAGGGAGACCGGAGUCAGGCAUGGAGUCACAAUUGAGAAUCUUUGCAGGGCGCUUACUAUCAAGUGCUCCACCUAUAGGCAGGCUCGUUGGUGGGGGCACUCAAUAGAUGAGUUUUCUCAAAUGUUCGGACAGGACUUUCUGAGGGAAAACCGCCAUGGGUCUUUCACACCUGUUAGAGAAAACACUUCUUUAAAAUGGUUUGUCAACGCAGCUGGAUACUUUGAUGCCAUAGCUGAUGCCCUGGAAGGAGCAAAGGAGGAAAUCUUCAUCACAGCCUGGUGGUUAAGCCCAGAAAUCUUCCUCAAACGGCCGGUAGUAGACGGGAACAUGUGGAGAUUAGACCAUGUCCUCAAGCGGAAAGCACAACAAGGUGUGAAGAUAUUUGUCCUGCUCUACAAAGAAGUUGAGGUAGUGAUGGGUCUCAACAGCGAGUACACAAAGAAGACCCUGAUGGGACUUCACUCUAAUAUCAGGGUCAUCCGACACCCUGAUCACAUGCCCUCCACAGCAUUGCUCUGGGCUCACCAUGAGAAGUUGGUGGUGAUUGACCAGUCACUCGCCUUUCUGGGAGGGAUUGACCUGGCCUACGGAAGAUGGGAUGAUUCCCAACACCGACUGACUGAUGUGGGAAGUGUGAGAAGAAGCCCUCAGCACAGUCCUGCUCUAUCCCCCAGCCUCACUCAUCAGUCAGUUGCCACAGUGGAGGAGGGUGAGGAGAUGAAGUUCAACGUGGUGGUCGAAGAAAUUCAGACUGGAGAAGGAGGAGCAGGGAGAGCAGGAGAUUCAGGCUCAGUGGAGGAUUCAGGAGAGGUCUGUGCAAGUUUAACUUUGCCUUUAGUGGAGGAACAGGGAGAAAACAACCUCAACCUGCCCACAGGAAGACUGCUAAGAACCCCCUCAGAGAAAAGUCACCACAGCUCUGAUGGAACAGAGUCCAAACAUUACAGUAGGAUUAGUCUUAAUUCCAGGACACCGUUCACUCGGGAAUAUUACACCAAGAGCUCUUCUCUGCAUUCCAGCGAUUCAUACUCUCUCGGCCUGCAUCACUCUCUCCCCCUGCCUUACGAGACUAGUUCACUAAGAAGCUACAUAGGCAGUACUGAACUCUGUGGAGAGACUCGUUUCUGGCAUGGCAAAGACUACUGCAACUUCAUCCUGAAAGACUGGGUCAAACUCAACAAACCUUUUGAUGAUUUCAUUGACAGGUAUAAGACACCACGGAUGCCUUGGCAUGAUAUUGGGGUGCUGGUUCAUGGGAAGGCUGCAAGAGAUAUUGCACGACAUUUCAUUCAGAGGUGGAACUUUACAAAGCUGGUGAAGAAGCGGUCGGGGGCGACGUGCUACCCCUGCCUCAUGCCCAAAUCUCUAUCCGCACCCAUGGUGCCAGCUGAGUACAGCGGCAAAUCAACACAGGCUAAUGUUCAGGUUUUGAGGUCAGUGUGCCAGUGGUCUAUUGGGUCGAAGGUCCAUGAGGAGUCGAUUCAUUUAGCCUAUGUAUCAGCCAUCCAGAACAGCAAACAUUUCAUCUACAUAGAGAACCAGUUCUUCAUCAGUUGUGCUGACAAAUCCAUCCACAACAGCAUUGGAGAUGCACUGACGGAGAGGAUCCUGCGGGCGUACAGGGAGAAGAAAAAGUUCCGGGUCUAUGUGGUGAUGCCCCUGCUGCCCGGCUUUGAAGGUGACAUCUCGUCAGGGGGGGGCCAAGCCAUCAAAGCAAUCAUGCACUUUAAUUACAGGACAAUGUGCCGAGGGGAGCGCUCCAUUAUUGAGAGGCUCAAAUGUGUGAUGGCAGAUUGCUGGAUCAAGUACAUCUCUUUCUGCAGUCUGCGCACUCAUGCUGACCUGGAUGGGCGUCUGGUCACUGAACUCAUUUACGUGCACAGCAAGCUCAUGAUCGUGGAUGACUGCACUGUCAUUAUUGGCUCUGCAAACAUCAAUGACAGGAGCAUGCUGGGGAAGAGAGACAGUGAAAUGGCUGUGGUUGUUGAAGACACAGAAUUCCAGCCCUCUGUCAUGGAUGGAGAGAGUUAUCAGGCUGGCAGCUUCGCUCUGUCUCUACGGGAGGAGUGCUUCAGACUUGUACUUGGCUUGCUGGGAGACAAUAUAGACAUCAGAGAUCCCAUCAGUGACCGAUUCUACAAGGAUGUCUGGAUGGUGACUGCAGCCAAGAAUGCCAGUGUGUAUGACAAGGUCUUCAGAUGUUUGCCCACUGAUGCAGUCCUGAACUAUAAGAUUCUGAGAGACUACAUGUCACGUCCUUGCAUGGCUAUAGAAGACCCAGCACAGGCCUGUGCCGAACUGAAGAAGAUACGAGGCUUUCUGGUCCAAUUUCCCUUGUAUUUUCUGUCUGAAGAGAACCUUUUCCCUUCCUUCAACUCUAAAGAGGGAAUCAUGCCCAUCGAGCUGUGGACAUAGACUCUUUGAACCUCUAAUGGCUGUCCUCUCUUUUGAUGCAUGUCAUCUAAUGAUGCUAUAUGUGCUGUCAGUAGCAUGCAAAAACUACCUCUGCCUUUCUCCUCUGUCUGUUGUCCCUGUAGGUUUAUAACUGAACUCUCUUAAUCAAAUAUACAUGGACACUGCAGCUGUUGUAAAUAA
Molecule: messenger RNA, 6359 nt
Organism: Cyprinus carpio (common carp)
Lineage: Eukaryota; Metazoa; Chordata; Actinopteri; Cypriniformes; Cyprinidae
Product: phospholipase D1-like
Exons: 29
Coding region: 2901-6179 (1092 amino acids)
Biological process (GO): phosphatidic acid biosynthetic process; intracellular signal transduction; cell motility
Molecular function (GO): D-type glycerophospholipase activity; phosphatidylinositol binding
Source: RefSeq, a predicted model, not a curated record